This is a messenger RNA of Oncorhynchus tshawytscha (Chinook salmon), 3847 nucleotides long. It is a transcript of the gene cdhr5a, whose product is annotated as cadherin-related family member 5a. The record is from RefSeq and is a predicted model, not a curated record. The transcript has 14 exons. Gene Ontology annotation, cellular component: catenin complex; adherens junction; membrane. Gene Ontology annotation, biological process: cell-cell junction assembly; cell morphogenesis; homophilic cell-cell adhesion. Gene Ontology annotation, molecular function: calcium ion binding; cadherin binding. The coding region runs from base 68 to 2269 and encodes 733 amino acids. NCBI's taxonomy places the organism in Eukaryota, Metazoa, Chordata, Actinopteri, Salmoniformes, Salmonidae.
GUACCAUCGUCUCCUCUCCUCGUCCUCUCUACAGACUUCAUUUGUCGUGUCGUCUGAAAACCAGGACAUGGAACUAUAUAAUUAUAAAGGAAAACAGCAAACUGCAAAUAUCCUCCUGGGUAGUCUGGUGCUGUUUUUACUUCCUGUACUUUGUCCAGCUGAGAAACUCUGUACAGUUUCUCCUGACCCUGUAUCUAUAAAAGAGAACAGCACUGUGGACGUUCUAGUAGCCAGAAUCACCUGUAGUGAUGAUGUUCAGCUGACCAUCACGGAGAACCCUGUGGAGGCUUUCUACCUGCGGGGGACGGACCUCAUCGCCAAGAGAGGACUGGACUUUGAGUCUCUGCCCCGUGUGGAUGAUGCUCUGUGGGUCCGGGUGCGCUGCAACAGAACUGGCUCCAGAUCAGUGAACGUGUCUGUUGAAGUUUUCAUUGAAAAUGUGAACGAUAAUCCUCCAAACUUCGCUCAGAGUCAUUACCUUCUCCAGGUGAACGAGCUGACUCCUGUGAACACUAGUGUUGGUCGGAUAGAGGCCACAGACAUUGACUCUGAGCCCCUGUACUAUCGUUUAGAGUCAGCCACGAACAGGUAUCUACGACUGGAGAAUGCCAACACCCCCAACAUACUGGUACAAAACAUCAUCGACUACGACUCCGUCCAAAAGAUCUCCCUGGUCUUACAUGUACAGGAUACGUAUAACGUUUCUGAGUCCGGCGAGCCUUCGUUCACUGCCGUGGUGACCAUCACGGUUAACGUGAAGGACGUUGACAACCGUCCACCGUGGUUCCAGCCCUGUGUCAGAACCAACCUGGGGAUAGCCAAACUGUGUGUCAGCUCCGGCUACAGGGCAAAGGUCAACCUCACAGAGAAGGAGGACGGUGCUUUAUCUCUGGAGCCUGGUCCGUUAUACGCCAAGGAUGGAGACAGAAACAGGAGUGAGAUCAUCAACUACAGGAUACUUAGAGGGAAUGAAGGCAGCAUCUUCCAGAUCGAUGAGGAGACGGGGAACAUCUCCAUGGCCAAAGCGGCAGACAUAGCAGGCCCAAUAACCCUCACUGUCCUGGCCUCCCAGGUUACCAACAGGGACCAGUUUGCGGUGACUCAGGUCACCAUCGAGGUGCUGAGGAAGAGCAGGAACCCUCCGCGGUUUGAGAAGGAGCGUUAUGAAGGUUACAUCUACAGUAACUCAGUUCCAGAGACCAUGAUCCUACGAGACAGAACCUCCAACAGACCCUUCAGGGUCAGGGCCAGAGACGAGGACUUUGCCACCGGUGUAAACCCAGACAUGAGAUAUGAGGUGCAGUACAGCAGUUAUGUCAACGUGACAAACGAAGGGUUUGUUCUUCUCAAGAGGAUUGUGAAGACAGAGUCCUUCGCUCUGCAGAUUCGUGCUAUGGACCUGUCUACAGGGGAGUUUGGUACAGCGGCCCUCUCUGUCCUGGUUAUACCAGCUGUGGCGGUUCCUUUGCCCUCGGGGGCAGGGUACCGGGCGGGGGACAUGGCUCUUCUGGGAUUGGUCAUGGCAGCCAUCUUGGUUCUCUGCUUCAUCGUGAUUGGCUUCCUGAUCUCCCGCCUGAAGAAAGGAGGCGCCAACCUGGAUAAGAUAACUGAGUGUCUGGCUCCAUGUCUGAAGAUGACAAGGCCCCAAGGGAGACCCAAAGACACCCUGCAGUACACCAAUGAUGGCUACCAGGGUACCGAGGGUGAUGCCUUGCGCUGCAGACCCAGACACCCAGAGCCGGUAGACAAGAGGGGCCGAGGUGCUACUGUACCUGGGGACAGAGGCAGAGCCAUCCCCCUGGAGCGACGCCGGAGCGACCGCCACUGUGGCUUCUGCGGCCUGUACGCCAACCACCACGCCAAGCCCGGCCCGGCCUGCAGCCCUGCUAUGGGGGGUGGGAGAGGAGAAGGAGGAGACAAGGACGGGGUGAGGUCCAUCCUCGCCAAGGGGGAAGGAAGGAAGGAGGGAAGUCAGUGUGGUUUAAGGAGAACGAGGAUGCGUCUGGGAUCGAGGUGGAGAUCAUCCCGGAUACUCUGGGUCAGGAGGAGGAGACUGAGGAGGAGGUGUUGGACAUGGAGGAGGUGGAGGAGGGAGACAGGAGCAUGUCUAGUCAGACAGAGAUCGAUGGUGGGCAUGGGGACCAGGAGAGCCAUGGAGAGUCUGAUUCAGCUGCUAAAGAGGAAAAAGAGAAGGAGGGUUGAGAGGAUAUCUGGGUUAAAUUCAAUAGGGAGAGGAUAUCUGGGUUAUAGGAGAGGAUAUCUGGGUUAAAUUCAAUAGGGAGAGGAUAUCUGGGUUAUAGUCUAUAGGCAGGAGGAUAUCUGGGUUAUAUUCUAUAGGGAGAGGAUAUCUGGGUUAUAGUCUAUAGGGAGAGGAUAUCUGGGUUAAAUUCAAUAGGGAGAGGAUAUCUGGGUUAUAGUCUAUAAGGAGAGGAUAUCUGGGUUAUAUUCUAUAGGGAAAGGAUAUCUGGGUUACAUUCUAUAGGGAGAGGAUAUCUGGGUUAUAGUCUAUAGGGAAAGGAUAUCUGGGUUAUAUUCUAUAGGGAGAGGAUAUCUGGGUUAUAGUCUAUACGGAGAGGAUAUCUGGGUUACAUUCUAUAGGGAGAGGAUAUCUGGGUUAUAGUCUAUAGGGAAAGGAUAUCUGGGUUAUAUUCUAUAGGGAGAGGAUAUCUGGGUUAUAGUCUAUACGGAGAGGAUAUCUGGGUUACAUUCUAUAGGGAGAGGAUAUCUGGGUUAUAGUCUAUAGGGAAAGGAUAUCUGGGUUAUAUUCUAUAGGGAGAGGAUAUCUGGGUUAUAGUCUAUACGGAGAGGAUAUCUGGGUUACAUUCUAUAGGGAGAGGAUAUCUGGGUUAUAGUCUAUAGGGAAAGGAUAUCUGGGUUAUAUUCUAUAGGGAGAGGAUAUCUGGGUUACAUUCUAUAGGGAGAGGCUAUCUGGGUUAUAUUCAAUAGGGAGAGGAUAUCUGGGUUAUAGUCUAUAGGGAGAGGAUAUCUGGGUUAUAUUCUAUAGGGAGAGGAUAUAUGGGUUAUAGUCUAUAGGCAGGAGGAUAUCUGGGUUAUAUUCUAUAGGGAGAGGAUAUCUGGGUUAUAGUCUAUAGGGAGAUGAUAUCUGGGUUAUAUUCUAUAGGGAGAGGAUAUCUGGGUUAUAUUCUAUAGGGAGAGGAUAUCUGGGUUAUAGUCUAUAGGGAGAGGAUAUCUGGGUUAUAUUCAAUAGGGAGAUUAUAUCUGGGUUAUAUUCUAUAGGGAGAGGAUAUCUGGGUUAUAUUCUAUAGGGAGAGGAUAUCUGGGUUAUAUUCAAUAGGGAGAGGAUAUCUGGGUUAUAUUCAAUAGGGAGAUUAUAUCUGGGUUAUAUUCUAUAGGGAGAGGAUAUCUGGGUUAUAUUCUAUAAGGAGAGGAUAUCUGGGUUAUAGUCUAUAGGGAGAUUAUAUCUGGGUUAUAUUCUAUAGGGAGAGGAUAUCUGGGUUAUAUUCUAUAGGGAGAGGAUAUCUGGGUUAUAUUCAAUAGGGAGAGGAUAUCUGGGUUAUAUUCAAUAGGGAGAUUAUAUCUGGGUUAUAUUCUAUAGGGAGAGGAUAUCUGGGUUAUAUUCUAUAAGGAGAGGAUAUCUGGGUUAUAGUCUAUAGGGAGAGGAUUUCUGGGUUACAUUCUAUGGGGAGAGGAUAUCUGGGUUAUAUUCUUCAGGGAGAUGAUAUCUGGGUUAUAGUCUAUAGGGAGAGGAUAUCUGUGUUAAAGGCACAAAACAGAAGAAAACAGAGUAAAACAUGAAGGUGUCUGAAGAUGUCCAGUACGAACAGACCGCUCUAAAGAACAUACCCCAGCCGUAAGAGAAAUGGAGAUAUUCCUUUCAUAUGGGAAA